AUGAACAGCACCAGCCGGGACAUGAGCAGCCAUGAACAGCACCAGCCGGGACAUCGGACCAUGAGCAGCCAUGAACAGCUCCAGCCGGGACAUCGGACCAUGAGCAGCCAUGAACAGCACCAGCCGGGACAUCGGACCAUGAGCAGCCAUGAACAGCACCAGCCGGGACAUCGGACCAUGAGCAGCCAUGAACAGCACCAGCCGGGACAUCGGACCAUGAGCAGCCAUGAACAGCACCAGCCGGGACAUCGGACCAUGAGCAGCCAUGAACAGCACCAGCCGGGACAUCGGACCAUGAGCAGCCAUGAACAGCACCAGCCGGGACAUCGGACCAUGAGCAGCCAUGAACAGCACCAGCCGGGACAUCGGACCAUGAGCAGCCAUGAACAGCACCAGCCGGGACAUCGACCUGUCAUGAUAUCACGCUACAUUGAGCUUCCCACGAAUUACGGCAAUACGCUAGCGCACGCUAGGCCACCGCCACGAAAUUAA
Haliotis rubra (blacklip abalone) is the source of this 492-nucleotide messenger RNA. RefSeq lists its product as uncharacterized. The coding region runs from base 1 to 492 and encodes 163 amino acids. The record is from RefSeq and is a predicted model, not a curated record. The transcript has a single exon. Lineage: Eukaryota; Metazoa; Mollusca; Gastropoda; Lepetellida; Haliotidae.